Molecule: messenger RNA, 3589 nt
Organism: Malus domestica (apple)
Lineage: Eukaryota; Viridiplantae; Streptophyta; Magnoliopsida; Rosales; Rosaceae
Product: protein CHUP1, chloroplastic
Biological process (GO): chloroplast organization
Cellular component (GO): chloroplast outer membrane
Source: RefSeq, a predicted model, not a curated record
UAGCACUAAGAGUUGUGCUGGAAUGCUUACUUAUCAAGAACUUCCGGCCCAAGCAAAUCCUUCUUUAAUGUUUGGUCUACAAACCUCAGAAGAUGAUAGCUGAUGAGGUCGGGAAUGUUUAUACUUCAUAGUUAGAUUUGGCUACUGAUAUACUUAUAUAUGCGAGUUCCUUGAACGGUCUGGGAUGUGUACAGUUGGAUAUGGAUAUCGGAAAGGGAUUGUUUUCUUAAUCUCUCUUCGGAAUUAUAGAUUUUGGGUUACUGUUUCUGCAUUUUAGGGGCUUUAAUGGUUUGAAUUAUCAACUAUGGGGUGGGUGGAAGCAGGCGGUGGGGUGUUUCCGAAUUUGGUUAUCUUUAUCGAUAAGUGAGAGCUUGAGUUCUCCCCAUUUGCAAUACCUUCAUGAUAGUCAGGUUAAGCCUCCUGGUUGCUGCUACCAUUGCAGCGAUUGCAGCAAGGCAGCACAGCAUAAAAAACUCUGGUUCAUCAGCCUCAACAGGCAGGCAUUCAGAAAAUGGUAAAGCAAACAGUAACCAUCAAAGCGAGAAGGAAGACGAAGAGCAACUUACAUAUUCUGAUGAUAGCCUCAGAGAAAAGCAUAAAGAAGAAGAAGAGGAGGAGGAGGAGGAGGAAGAAGACGAGGAAGAGGUUAAGUUAAUUAGCAGUGUAUUUAACCGUGCUAGUGAUAUCGGAGAUGAAGAUAUUUUACCUGAAUUUGAAGAUCUUUUAUCCGGGGAGAUUGAAAUCCCAUUACCUGUUAACAAGACAGAUACAAAAGAGAAAGACAUAUAUGAAGCUGAGAUGGCAAAUAAUGCAAGUGAGCUGGAAAGGUUGCGUAAUCUGGUAAAGGAAUUGGAGGAAAGAGAAGUAAAGCUUGAAGGUGAAUUACUUGAGUACUAUGGAUUGAAGGAACAAGAAUCAGACGUUGAUGAAUUACAACGGCAACUCAAGAUUAAGACAAUGGAGAUUGGCAUGCUCAAUAUUACUAUUAACUCUCUGCAGUCUGAGAGGAAGAAGCUUCAAGAAGAGCUUACAUGGGGAGCUUCCGCCAAGAAGGAGCUAGAGGCAGCCAGGUACAAAAUCAAGGAAUUGCAGAGGCAGAUUCAGCUCGAUGCUAACCAGACAAAAGGCCAGUUACUGUUGCUCAAACAACAAGUUACUAAUUUACAGGCUAAAGAGGAAGAAGCCGUCAAGAAAGAUGCUGAAAUUGAAAAGAAGCUGAAAGCUGUGAAUCAAUUAGAGGUGGAAGUCGUGGAGCUUAAGAGAAAGAACAAAGAACUUCAAAUCGAAAAGAGAGAACUAACUAUUAAGUUGAAUGCUGCUGAAGCAAGAGUAGCAACCCUCUCCAACAUGACGGAGACUGAAAUGGUUGCUAAUGUAAGAGAGGAGGUUAAUAAUUUAAAGCAUGCAAAUGAGGACCUAUCGAAGCAGGUGGAAGGCCUUCAAAUGAAUAGGUUCAGUGAAGUUGAAGAGCUAGUGUACCUCCGUUGGGUAAAUGCAUGCUUGAGGUAUGAGCUCCGGAACUAUCAGACACCCCAAGGAAAGGUAUCCGCUCGUGAUCUAAACAAGAAUCUGAGCCCCAAAUCGCAGGAGAAGGCCAAACAACUGAUGUUGGAGUAUGCAGGAUCAGAGCGUGGACAAGGGGAUACAGAUCUUGAGAGCAACUUCUCUCAUCCGUCGUCCCCUGGAAGUGAAGAUUUUGACAAUGUUUCUAUUGAUAGUUCCACGAGUCGAUAUAGUAAUCUCAGCAAGAAACCUGGUAUAAUGCAAAAGCUGAAAAGGUGGGGGAAAAGCAAAGACGAUUCUAGUGUUCGUUCAUCACCAGCUAGAUCUUUGUCUGGAGGCUCUCCAAGCAGACCAAGUAUGAGCGUUCGACCAAGGGGUCCCCUGGAAUCCUUGAUGAUUAGGAAUGCAAGCGACAGUGUUGCCAUCACUACAUUUGGGAAGGUGGAUCAGGAACUUAAUGAUUCCCCUCAAACUCCCACUCUUCCGAACAUUAGAACACAGAUGUCUUCUAGCGACUCACCUAAUUCUGUGGCAUCAUCUUUCCAGUUGAUGUCGAAGUCAGUUGAAGGAGUUCUAGAUGAGAAAUAUCCUGCUUACAAAGACCGGCAUAGGUUGGCCUUAGAGAGAGAGAAGCAAAUUAAGGAAAGGGCAGAGCAAGCAAGGGUAGAGAAGUUUGGCGACAAAUCAAGUGUAAGUUUGAGCUACGAGCCUAGAGCCAAGGCUGAAAAGGAGAGAUCAGUAGCUUUACCACCAAAACUUGCCCAUAUCAAGGAAAAGGCAGUUAUUUCUGGCAAUUCAAGCAACCAAAGUAAUGAUGGUAACGCCGAUGGUAAUGCUGUUGAUCCUCAAGUAAUAACCAAGAUGAAACUUGCCCAAAUUGAGAAAAGGCCUCCUCGGGUACCUCGCCCGCCUCCUAAGGCAUCUGGAGGUGCCCCUGUUGGUACAACUCCCGGUCCCCCAAGUGGAGUACCACCUCCUCCACCUGGUGGCCCACCGCCACCGCCACCACCACCUGGUGGACCACCUCGUCCACCACCUCCACCAGGAAGCCUGCCUAAGGGGGCAAGUGGUGGUGAUAAAGUACACCGCGCUCCUGAGCUGGUUGAAUUCUAUCAGUCAUUGAUGAAACGUGAAGCAAAGAAGGAUACAUCGUCUUUAAUAUCUUCAUCAUCUAAUGUAUCCGAUGCGAGGAGCAAUAUGAUUGGGGAGAUUGAGAACAAAUCAUCAUUCCUUUUAGCUGUGAAAGCUGAUGUAGAAGCUCAAGGUGAUUUUGUCAUGUCGUUGGCAGCAGAAGUUCGAGCAGCUUUCUUCACAAACAUAGAAGAUCUUGUAGCAUUUGUGAACUGGCUAGAUGAAGAGCUCUCCUUCUUGGUUGACGAAAGGGCUGUCCUCAAGCACUUUGAUUGGCCUGAAGGAAAAGUGGAUGCACUAAGAGAAGCAGCUUUUGAGUACCAAGACUUGAUGAAAUUGGAGAAGCAAGUCUCCACUUUUGUUGAUGAUCCCAAACUCCCAUGUGAAGCUGCUCUGAAGAAGAUGUAUUCGUUGCUUGAGAAGGUGGAACAGAGUGUAUAUGCUCUCUUGCGUACAAGAGACAUGGCCAUUUCACGGUGCAAGGAGUUUGGAAUUCCAGUCGAUUGGUUAUUGGAUUCAGGGGUUGUCGGCAAGAUCAAGCUCUCAUCUGUGCAAUUGGCAAGAAAGUAUAUGAAACGUGUAGCUUCGGAACUUGAUGCAUUGAGUGGACCUGAGAAGGAACCAAACAGAGAGUUUAUACUACUUCAAGGCGUGCGUUUUGCUUUCCGAGUUCAUCAGUUUGCUGGAGGCUUUGAUGCAGAGAGCAUGAAGGCGUUCGAAGAGCUAAGGGGCCGUGUCCAUGGACAAACAGAAGAAACUAAUCAGGAAUCAUGAUUCAUUCGGAUUUUUUUCUCUGUUCUCGUCUCUAUGUUCUGCUGUAAAUUUCAUCUUGGCCGCUUAAUGUCGUAGAAUGUAUGUUCAUAUGUAUCACGCGUGUUUUACAAUCAAUAAUCCAUUCCAAGCAAAAAGGAAAUUAAGUUAGAAAGAUCAAUCAUACGAAGAGUUAUUUCUGGAA